AAAGGAGAAGUGUAAAGAAAACCCAAAUUUCUAAAUAUUUGUGGGAAAGAAGGAAGAAAGGAGGAAGACGAUGAUGCUCAGAAUCCGAAGCAGAGAUGGACUGGAGCGAGUGACAGCCGAGGGAGCUCAUAUAACUGUUUCCCAGCUCAAAACCUUAAUCGAGGAUCAGCUUCAGAUCCCUCUCCAUAAGCAGACCUUAUCCACCAAUCGUGAUCUCCUCCUCGCCAAAACUCCCGCUGAUCUACUCGCCUUCACCGACCUCACCGACCCAAACCUCCCCCUCUCCUCUCUCACUCUCGGCCAUGGCUCUAUGCUCUUCCUCGCCUACGAUGGGGAGCGCUCCAUUCCUGGAGCUCCUCCCGUCACUCCUGCCGGAUCCUUCGGCAGGAAGAUGACCGUCGAUGACUUGAUCGCCCGCCAGAUGCGCGUUACUCGUCAGGAGACGUCUCACUGCGACUCCGUCUCCUUCGAUCGCGAUUGCGCCAACGCCUUCCAGCACUACGUCAAUGAUUCUCUAGCUUUUGCCGUCAAGCGCGGCGGCUUUAUGUACGGCACCGUCACGGAGGAAGGACAGGUGGAAGUUGAUUUCAUCUACGAGCCGCCGCAGCAAGGCACGGAGGCUAAUCUUAUUCUGAUGAGAGAUGCCGAUGAAGAGAAGCGCGUGGACGCAAUCGCCAUGGGCCUGGGGAUGAGGAAGGUCGGUUUCAUUUUUAACCAGACCGUGAUGCAGGACAAGACUGAAUACACCCUGUCCAACGCCGAGGUGCUACAGGCGGUGGAGCUUCAUGCCGAGAGCGAGCUGCAGGAGUGGGUCACCGCUGUGGUGAAGCUUGAGGUGAAUGAGGAUGGUGGCGCCGAUGUCCAUUUCGAGGCGUUUCAGAUGAGUGAUAUGUGCAUCAGGCUUUUCAAGGAAGACUGGUUCGAGACGGAGAUUAUGCCGGACGAUGAUCCAAAGCUCUCUAAGAUGAAGAAGGAGGUGGUUGUUGGUGUCAAGGAUCUUAAGGAGGUGGAUAACGAUUUCUUCCUCGUUCUCGUCAGGAUCUUGGAUCACCAGGGACCUCUGUCAUCAGCAUUCCCAAUAGAGAACCGGAGCAGUCGAGCAACGAUGCGGGAUCUGAAAACACAUCUGGACCGGGCAAAGAGCUUGCCGUUGGUGAAGAAGAUGUCAGAUUUUCAUCUGAUUCUCUUUGUGGCUCAGUUUCUGGACGUGUCAUCGGACGUCCCUGCCUUAGCUGAGUGUAAAAGGAGUAGAGAUCGGGAUCAGGAUGAAGACAGCGGCGAGGCUGGCAAGGCCGACGGCAGCGGAGGAGAGAAUCAGGAGCGCAGCAGCGACCAGAAAGAGCUCGAUGCUUCUCCUGACGACGAUUUCCAGGAAACCCGUCCCAAGCCCAAGCGUAGUCGCACCCAUCCUCCUCCUCAACAGAAUCUCAUUGAGGUUGUCAAAGGCAACGGGGAUCUUAUUUCUAAAGCCGUCAAGAUUUGGGUUGAAAGAUAUGAACACUCUCCCAGACUUGCCACCACUGAGCUCUUGUCAAUGCUCUUUGAGGCUUGCGGUGCUAAAUACUCCAUCAAGGAAGAUCUGCUUGAUGAGACUGAUGUCGAUGAUGUUGUCGUUGCCCUUGUUCAUCUUGCUAGAACCGGGGAAGUUGAAGAUUAUCAGAGUUCGAGAAAGAAGGAACUCAAGAACUUCAAAGAAAAUCUUGUUUCAUUCUGGAAUGAUCUGAUUAUCGAGUGCCAAAAUGGACCAUUGUUUGAUAAAGUCUUGUUCGACAAGUGCAUGGACUACAUUAUCGCACUCUCAUGUACUCCACCUAGAGUUUACCGUCAAACUGCCACGCUAAUGGGCCUCCAACUAGUCACAUCUUUCAUUUCUGUUGCAAACACACUCGGUUCACAGCGAGAAACCACGCAAAGACAAUUGAAUGCUGAAAGCAAGAAGAGAGCUGACGGCCCUCGUGUGGAGUCCCUCAACAAAAGGUUGUCUGUUACUCAUGAACAGAUAACUACACUGGAGGACAUGAUGCGCAAAAUUUUCACUGGGUUGUUUGUACACCGAUAUCGAGAUAUUGAUAAUGAUAUUCGGAUGUCAUGCAUUCAGUCUCUGGGCAUUUGGAUUUUGUCUUAUCCUUCUCUCUUCUUACAAGAUCUGUACUUAAAAUAUCUUGGAUGGACGCUUAAUGACAAAAAUGCUGGAGUGAGGAAAGCUUCUCUAUUGGCAUUGCGAAAACUUUAUGAAACGGAUGAAAACGUCCCCACGCUUGGUCUAUUCACUGAGAGAUUUUCCAAUCGAAUGAUCGAGAUGGCUGAUGAUGUUGAUAUGUCUGCAGCUGUAUGUGCUAUAGGGCUUGUAAAGCAACUGCUAAGACACCAGCUGAUACCUGAUGAUGACCUAGGCCCUUUGUACGAUUUGCUUAUUGAUCAACCUCAAGAAAUCAGACGUGCGAUAGGAGAGUUAGUGUAUGACCACUUGAUCGCACAGAAGUUUAACAGUUCUCCGUCCAGUCUUACAGGUCAUGAUGAUUCUUCCUCCGAGAUCCAUAUCUUCAGAAUGUUACAAAUAUUACGGGAGUUUUCCACAGAUCCGAUUCUAAGUGUUUAUGUAAUAGAUGAUGUUUGGGAGUACAUGAAGGCCAUGAAGGACUGGAAAUGUAUCAUCUCUAUGCUUUUGGAUCAGAAUCCUCGAACUGGGUCUACUACUGACGAGGACUCGACAAACUUGAUCAGACUUCUGUUUGCGUCAAUCAGAAAGGCUGUCGGGGAGAAGAUAAUUCCUUCAACGGAUAAUCGAAAGCAGUAUCACAGUAAAGCUCAGCGUGAAAUGUUUGAAAACAACAGGAAAGACAUAACGGUGGCCAUGAUGAAGAAUUAUCCACAGCUUCUACGUAAAUUCAUGGCUGACAAAGCAAAAGUGUCGUCUUUGGUUGAGAUUAUUAUGUUUAUGAAACUUGAGCUCUAUUCUCUUAAAAGACAGGAGCAGAGUUUUAAGGCUGCCGUCCGACUCAUAAAGGAUGCUUUUUUCAAACACGGGGAGAAGGAAGCACUAAGAUCUUGCGUCAAGGCUAUAACAUUUUGUGCAUCAGAGAGUAAAGGGGAGCUUCAAGAUUUUUCCCGUGGGAAGCUUAAAGAUCUUGAAGAUGAGCUUUUAGAUAAGCUCACUUCUGCAAUUAGAGAAGUCAAGGAUGGAAAUGAUGAAUACUCCCUCCUUGUAAAUCUGAAAAGGUUGUAUGAGCUUCAAUUGUCAAAGCCUGUGCUUGUUGAGAGCAUGUUCGAUGAGAUUGCUUUGACGCUCCAUAAUUUCAGAAAUUUGGACGAAGAGGUUAUCUGUUUCCUGCUUAUCAAUAUGUACAUGUAUAUGGCGUGGUCUCUACACUCCAUCAUAAAUUGUGAAGCUAUCUCUGAAGCUUCUUUGUCUUCCCUUAUAUCAAAGCGUGAUACCCUGUUUGAGGAGCUUACUUACUUCCUGAAUGGAAUUGAGGAAUCGAGGAAAUAUGGUAAUCAGCUAUCGCUCAGGAUCUGUGCUAUACUCGCCGAAACAUGGUGUUUGUUUAGAAAGUCAAAUUAUGACUCGAGUAAACUUGAAAGAUUAGGAUACUGUCCCGACAGUGUCUUUCUUGAGAAAUUUUGGAAACUCUGUGCAGAAAUUUUUAACACUUCAGAUGAGACUGAUGAGGAGGAGGAAAAUAAGGAAUACAUUGAAGAGACAAACAGAGAUGUUGCGGUCAUUGGUGCCUGCAAGUUGGUUACCAGUGAUGUAGUGCCAAAGGAUUAUCUAGGACCAGAGAUAAUAUCGCAUUUUGGUAUGCAUGGACCUGGCGUGACAGGCAUCAUAAAGAAUCUUAUUACAUGCUUAAGGAAAAAAGAAGAUGACAUCUCUAAUAUCUAUCUGGAAUCCCUGAAAAGGGCCUAUCACCGGUAUUCAAGUGAAGUUUCUAGUGGCUCUGAAGAAUCCAGAGUAGAGAAAUGUCUUGAAGUGUGCCGGGAGCUUGCAGGUGGGCUCUCAGGAAUGUAUAUCGGGGCUGCGCGCAACAAAUACAGAUUGGAGAUUUUGAGUGUGGUCAAGGAAGGUGUUGAGUUUGCUUUUAGGGACGCCCCAGAGCAACUGUUGUUUCUGGAAGUUGCUAUCCUUCCAUUUGCAACCAGACUCUCAGUGCCUGACAUCAUUGACAUUAAGAAGGUCGUUCAAGGGCGUAUAGUGCAUGUUAAUACAGACGAAGAUCCCAGCGGAUGGCGUCCUUGCUUCACCUUCUUGGAAACCUUGGAGGAGAAGUGCUUGAAAAACGAGGAUUUGCAAGACGACAAGGAAGCAGCAACUGUAAGACGCAGGGGACGGCCAAGAAAACGUCCGGAAACAGAGCGAAAGAGACUGUUUGAUGAGCAAAGUGGAAGCGAUGAGGAUGAGUCUAUUAGUGGUGGGUCAGACAGAGAAGAUAAGCUAGAUGAGGACGCUCCUCUAAUCGAGACGAUUAGAUCGGCUGCCAGACGGAAAGCGCUCAGGGUUGAACGGUCCAAGGGACACUGACGGGUAAAACAUUUAUCAAUCGAUAUGUUUGUGGAGAUAAUUAAUGUGUUUAAAGUUU
Molecule: messenger RNA, 4577 nt
Organism: Arabidopsis arenosa
Lineage: Eukaryota; Viridiplantae; Streptophyta; Magnoliopsida; Brassicales; Brassicaceae
Source: the annotation of a GenBank genome assembly